AUGGCAGCCAGGAGUGAGAUGCAGUUUGAAAAGUUAAUUGAUGAAGCUACAAGAAAAAAAAAUUUCCAAUUAUUAGAAGAAUUUCUGGCAACAGAAGACUGUGAAAACGUCUCUCACAAAUGCAGCAACCAGUUUGUCAACAAAUUAGACAAACUUCUGUGUCGGGAACUUGACAAACAAGAAGUCAAAAGCAUUUCCACUUUGCUAAAUUCUAUUCAGAAAUGUGGGGAAAAAGUCAGCAUAGCAGGAGAAGAUGGGCUCCCAGCAAUGAUAAAACACGGUCUUAUUGGAAGGAUGGUUAAUUGGUUUGAAAAGGUAAAAGGAAUUUUGAUCCGCGGAGGAAAUGGAAAGAAUGAAAUGCUUAUAAGUCUGGCUGAAGAUUUCUUCAACGUGUUGCUGGCGAUAUGUGACAGCAGACCUGAAGGUAAAAUGCAAAUACUAGAAAACUUUGUUCUGAGAACGUGUACCCUCAUCACUGAUGUAAGAAUUAGUAUUUAUGUUCAGCAUGAGGUAGUUAGAAAACUUAAUUUGAUGCUUGACAACACGCCUCGAGAUGCCAGGAGGAAGAUAUUUUCUACAAAGGAAAUGUUGCAUGUCAUGAGUGACAUGGGGAGGAGAAUUUUGGAUGCUGGAGACUAUGACCUGCAAGUAGCCAUUACAGAAGCUUUAUGCAGAAUGAUAUCAGAGAAACAAAGAGGAGAACUGGCGUGCCAGUGGUUUUCCAUGGAGUUUGUGUCCAAUGCAUUUAAAGGAAUUAAAGAUUCUGAGUUUGAAACAGAUUGCAGAAGAUUUCUUAACCAAGUGAACGGCAUGCUUGGAGACAAAAGAAGAGUUUUCACGUAUCCGUGUCUAUCAGCAGCUCUUGAUAAAUACGAGCUACAGAUACCAUUGGAUGAAAACCUUGAAGAAUUUUGGAUUGAUUUCAACGUUGGCAGCAGAAGCAUAUCUUUCUAUGUGGCAGCAGAUGAUGCAGAUCAUCAGUGGGAAACAGUCAUUAUACCAGAAGAAGAGGUAGACCUGUACAGCCUUGAAGAAAAAGAUUCAAAGAAAUUAUUAACAAUAGAUCUAAAAAGUCCAAUGAAUGUGGGUAAUCAAGAAGGAGAGAAAAUUUUUUUAUAUUUCGAUUCUAUCUUGGAAAUCAAAGAUGUAACCAGAAAGAUUUAUGGAUUUAGUAAAUGUAAGGUUACGGUACCAGAAAGUCAGGUGUCACCAUGUUUGGAAGAAAAAUGUGAAGAAGAGGGGAAACUCAGUAAGUACAAAACCCAGCAACUUCCUGGAUCUUUGAGGACUCUGAAUAAAAAUAACGAUCAAGAAAAAGGCAGAAGCGAUUCCUCCACGAUAACUACCUCUUGUAAAAGGAAAGUGUCUGAAGCAUCCGUGCUUAUUCCUGGAACGACAAGAUUUUCCACAAGGAGUCCACUGCUAUUUGUUAGCACAUCCACUCCUUGUAAAGGACGAUUUAAAUUACCUUUGGAAAUGACAAGCUCUGCUGAAAGGUCUAACAACAAUGCAGUAAAUCAGAGCAGAACAAAGAAUUUCUAUCAAGAACCUACUGGAAGUGGGCAAAGAUGUACACUAGACAAUGAAUUUUGUGAAACAGAACAGAAGAUCAGGAAGUCAAGUAUCAAAAAUGAGGCAAAACUACCUGAAAAGUUACUGGAAUCACAAAUGUGUGCUGAAGAAGUUUUAGAAACACUACAAGACGCAGAAAUUGAGCCCAUGCAAAAGCAAACUUUAGAUGAAGCGUUAGAUAUUGUUCCUGAUUCUCAGCCAGUAGGGAGAAGCAACAAACCUUUGCUGUCUGGUCUUUUGGAGAGUUCUUUUGAUAAAACCAGAACGUGGAAAAAAAGAGCAUGCUCUGUUCCUGAGAAGAAUAUAACAACUGGUGACAAGCAAAAGCUAAAUCCAUCAUUGAAAUUAAACAAGAGGAAAAAAAAAACCCAAGAAAAUUAAAUUGAUACAAUGAGGGAAGAAAAUUGCAAAAUACGUAGUGGACAGUCAGAGUCUAGAGUGUCUGAAACAUCUUUCCAUUCUGAUUUUACAAAAGAGGAACCUGAUGUUCUCUUUAGAAAAGAGGCUGCAAAUCCAAAACAAUCAAAGAUGAAAACAAAAUCUAAAGAAAUGACAGAUGCAACAAAAUCACUAAUUAGUCAAAUCAGUGACAGAUACAAAGUAAAGACUGAUGAGAAAAGCAAAGCAAGAGACUCCUUGGGUUUUAACAGGGAUGAUGUCUACAACUUUAACAUCAGUGGGUUUGAUGAGCCUACGAUAAAGCUUGGAACUAGAAACAAUCAAAACAAGAAACAUCUCUUUAGUGACACAGACACAGAAUACAGAGGUGAUGACAGCAAGACAGAAGUUAGUUGGCUACAAGAAUCAAAUAGAAAAUCCAAAGCCCGGUUAAUUGAUUACAGUAGAAAUAAAAGCCUAGGGAAACAAACAGGCACAGGCAAAAAUAAAUUCUCUGAACCUGCUUGCCACAUGGAUAAACCUAAAGGCAAAAAUGCAAGUAAGAAAAAGGUAAACAAAUGUGCAAAACAGAAUUCAAGAACUGAUGAAACAAUAGAACAACCCACCAGGCAAAAACGCCCUCGAAGAGCAGCAUUUGCAAAAAAUUACAAAGAGCCUUCCAGUUCAGAGUCAGAGAGUGAAAAGAAGUUUUCAGCACGCACCCCUAAGGAGAAGUCAAAAAACCAGAAACAUAUGAAUGGGGAAAACAAGAAUGAAAAUCAGCAAAAGGAACUCCAGAAUAUUGUGUCUGUGGAACCAAAGAGUGUAGCUACCUAUGCACAUAAAGCUUUUAUUAAAUCAAAGAAUUCUACAGAACAAAAGGAAAUUGAAAUGCCUUCGUCUGAGAGUCCUGCAUCUCUUGAGACAAUGAGAUGUGCUGAAAGAGUAUCAGAAGGAGAUGUUACUCAAGAGCAUACUGAUAUUGAAAGAUCACCUGAUGUUCAGGAGUCAACAGUAGAAAAAAGGGAAAUGUUUAACUUUGAGAAAGGAAUCUCUCCCAAUAAUUUCUGUCCACAAAAAAAGAAUAUUCAAAAUACAUAUCUAAAUCAGUCUCCUGAGAUGGUUGCGAAAAAGUUAUCAUUUGGAAAUAAAAGCUUCUCACCAGUUUUAACUGAAGCAUCUUUGUCAGACACACUUUCUAUUAAAGGAAAACUGCAAGAUGUCACUAAACCUGCCAACAAAAGUAAAGAAGAGGGUUGUGCACCGCCAUCUCCAUCGUCUGCUUCCAGUGAAAGUAAAGUACAGUCUUGGAGUGAAGAACCUUAUGGCCCCAUUCAUGAGUCAGGGCCAACUAUACAGACAUUUCUCAAACGAAGGUACCGCAGCGAUACAGAAAGCAAUUCUGAUGAGGCAGAAACAAGCAAAAAGAAGGAAAAGGAAAGAAACAGAGGAACAAAAUUACAGCCUAGAAAAUUAUUUAAAACAGAUGAUGCUGUUACUUACAGAGUGUCUGAAAGCGUAUCUACUACAUCUGUAAAUGAGCUCUCUGUUUUGGAUGGGGAAAUCUGGGAACCUGGUUGUUCGACUAUCAGUAUAUGUCAGAAGCUCCAGAAAGAAUUUACUAAGAAAAUUGAGAGCCGCUCACAGAAAAUGGAUCAUUUUAAUAAGCAAUCAUUAAGAGCUGCCCAUCAGCAUUUGACAACAAUGAGUUACCAGCUUCAUGAAUGCAGGAUCAGGCAGCUGGACAAAUUUCAUUUUGCCCUCCUUGAGGAACUUGAGAAUUUUGAAAAAGAUUCUCAGUCCCUGAAAAACAUGGAAAAAGAAUUCUCGGCCUUUUGGAAAAAACAUACACAUACUUUCAGUACAUACAUGAAAAACGAGAAACAGAGAGUUCAGAUUCUUAAAACUUCAUUUGAAAAGAACAUCUACCAUACUGUCGACUAUGAAGAACAUAUUUUUACUUCAGAGAUGCAUCUGAUGAAAGAAGACCUAAAAGGACUCCAAGAGAAACUUCUCAAAGAAAUGCAAGAAGAGGAACUGUGUAACGUGCGCAGAGGAUUGCAGACAUUGUUUCAAUCAGAAGAUGGAAUUCUGAA
Molecule: messenger RNA, 4046 nt
Organism: Tauraco erythrolophus (red-crested turaco)
Lineage: Eukaryota; Metazoa; Chordata; Aves; Musophagiformes; Musophagidae
Source: RefSeq, a predicted model, not a curated record